Molecule: messenger RNA, 651 nt
Organism: Fusarium pseudograminearum CS3096
Lineage: Eukaryota; Fungi; Ascomycota; Sordariomycetes; Hypocreales; Nectriaceae
Exons: 1
Coding region: 1-651 (216 amino acids)
Source: RefSeq, a predicted model, not a curated record
AUGUCUUCAGCUCUUACGACAUCCAUUCCCUGGCUAACAAGUCUUCCGGCUGGCAUAAGCUUGACAGGAAAAGUCUUGACUACCAAAUCUUCAACGACCACAUAUAUACUCCAAGCCAAAGAUGACGAAGCUGGUGACUCUUUCUCCCUUUCCGUCACCGUUGAGCCACAAGACUCAACAUACAAUUAUGAUUCCGUCUUCACAAGAGUUUACAAGGAGGGCAACGAGGAUGCUAAGCAUACUGUGAUAAACUCUCUUCAUUGUGAGAUGAGCAGGAAAAUGCCUCAGGAAUGCACCAUCAGCAUUGGAGGGGAAGAGUCAACGCAAGUUGCCUACACGGCUGGCGGGACGGAUGGCGUACUCCCAAGGAGUUUUGUUGAUGUUCGUGUGGUCAUCACGGGUGGUAUGGAGUAUAUUACCGGAAGCCCAUCAACCCCGAUCACUGCCAGUAUUACGUCGGGUCUUUCGACUGGGAAAGAAACGCAAGGCAGCGCAGCCGAUGCUGGUAUCACAAGCGCACCUACAUCUACAGCAAAUCCCACGACCUCCGUGGACGAGUCUAAACCUACAUCGGGUGCACUGUCAAGCCCAAGAAACGUCUUGAGGUCUAUUGCUUUGGCUGCAGUCGCGAUGCUGGUUGUUUCGCUAUGA